AUGACCGAGCUUCUGAGCUGUGGUCUGUAUAAAAAUGCUAAAGAAAGACCCACAGAUCGAAUGUGUCGCAAACUGACCAGUACGUUACUGGCACUAAAGAAAGACAAAGUUCUAGAUGAGGCUACAUACAAAAAGAUAAAGCCCACACAGAAACAGCCACCUAGAAUUUACGGGUUGCCCAAAAUACACAAACCCGGGAUACCUCUCAGACCAAUAGUUUCAUGCAUAGGUUCAUUUGCCUAUAACCUAUCAAAGUACCUGGCGGACAUCCUGUCCCCUCUCACUAACUGCUCAGAACACACGGUUUCCAACUCCAGUGAAUUCGCUGAAUUCACAUCGAAGCAGACAAUUAACGAACAAGAAUCCAUGAUCUCUUUUGAUGUAGUCUCCCUCUUCAAUAACGUACCGAUAGAGGGCGCAUGCAGUACGGCCCUGCAACGCAUGCAAUCCGACCCCACAUUAUCAGAACGUACCACACUUAUGCCUGAACAAAUAGCCGAUCUCCUCAAGUUCGUCCUCAGAUCCACAUAUUUUCUGUACAGAGGCUCUUUCUAUGAGCAAACAGAAGGAGCAGCAAUGGGUAGCCCAGUCUCAGCGGUUGUGGCUAACCUAUAUAUGGAAGGUUUUGAACAGAACGCUUUGCCCAAGUGUCCUUCCACAUGCCGCCCACGGGUGUGGAAGAGAUACGUCGAUGACACUUUCAUAAUUGUAAAUAAUUCCGAAGCAGACAGCCUACUCGCAUACAUGAACAGCCAGCAACCGUCCAUCCAGUUCACUCUGGAGACUGAACAAGGAGGGAAAUUAGCAUUCCUUGAUAUGCUAGUCCAAAGACACGAGGGCGGGAAACUUUCCACCUCUGUCUACCGCAAGCCCACUCAUACAGACCUAUACAUACCAUAUGAUUCUCAUCACGACAAAUCGGUCAAGAAGGGUCUUGUUAAAUGCCUGUUCGACAGAGCAGCACGUAUUAUAACUCACCCGCCUGAACUCCCGAAAGAAAGAGCACACAUACGUGUCCCCUUAUACAGCAACGGCUACCCACGCCGUUUUAUCAAGAACACUUUCAAGAAAAAACAACCACCAAGGGAUCAGAAGGUUUUCAAAAACAUAGAUGGCCUUUCACAACAACUUAAACGCCGAUUAGAAGGUCACGGUAUCCGAACGGUUUUCCGCUCGGACACCACCAUACACAAACAGCUUGUACACCCCAAAGACCCUAUCCCUGAUCACAGACGUGAUGGCGUAGUAUACAACAUUCCUUGCCAGGGAUGUGACGGGUCUUACAUCGGAGAGACAGCCUGA
Molecule: messenger RNA, 1302 nt
Organism: Lytechinus variegatus (green sea urchin)
Lineage: Eukaryota; Metazoa; Echinodermata; Echinoidea; Temnopleuroida; Toxopneustidae
Exons: 1
Coding region: 1-1302 (433 amino acids)
Source: RefSeq, a predicted model, not a curated record